AUGCGGUCCUGCGGCAACCCGUUCGCCUUGGGCACAGGUCUCUGGGACCCGUCUCACCGGUUCGAGACGUCGUGGCUGCUGAGUCCUUGGCUGCUCUUUGCCUGCCGCUUCCUCAUCGGAAUAUACGCCUUGGUGACCCGUUUGUUCCUCAUUGGAUACACGUGUACGCAUGAUGGCGAUGGCUGCACGCAAGCAAAGCAGUCCUUCUCCUACUUCACCAUCCUGACCUUCUGGGGUAUCGCGUGCUACUUCCUUGUCGCCGCCUUCCACACAUUCUUCUAUGCCCUCCGCGGACGCUCUCCUCUUGAGUCCUUCCCGCGUUUCCUCCAGGCCCUUCACUCGCUCUUCUACACGACGAUUGUCACCUAUCCCUUCCUCGUCACCAUCGUCUACUGGGUCGUGCUCUUCCGCGGCCCCUGGUUCGAUACCGAGAUCAUGGCAUGGUCCAACGUCACCCAGCACGGGCUCAACAGCGCCUUCGCCCUCUUCGAGAUUUUCAUCCCGAGAACCGAGCCGAUGCUCUGGAUCCACCUGCUUUGGGUCUUGAUCAUGCUUGCCGCCUAUCUCGGCCUCGCCUAUCUCACCUACGCCACGCAAGGCUUCUACGUGUACUCGUUCCUGGACCCGGCUAAUGGCCACGGGAGGGUCGCCGCCUACGCUUUCGGAAUCCUCGCUGCCAUUCUCAUCAUCUUCUGCGUCGUGUAUGGAUUGAUCUGGGUUCGGAAGUGGUUCACUGAGAAGAAGCUGGGCAUGGAUGGCAAGUUUGCUCACCAGCGUAAUUCGAGACCGGUGGAGAUGAGCGUGCGCCCCAAGGGAGGCAGGGGAGAUGCGGGAAUGGUUUAG
Clonostachys byssicola is the source of this 843-nucleotide messenger RNA. Lineage: Eukaryota; Fungi; Ascomycota; Sordariomycetes; Hypocreales; Bionectriaceae. The record is from the annotation of a GenBank genome assembly.